Molecule: messenger RNA, 422 nt
Organism: Corapipo altera (White-ruffed manakin)
Lineage: Eukaryota; Metazoa; Chordata; Aves; Passeriformes; Pipridae
Product: C-type lectin domain family 10 member A-like
Exons: 2
Source: RefSeq, a predicted model, not a curated record
GCAUACCUGGCCCGCCAGUCCCGGGGGGGCACCUACUGGAUCGGGCUGUCGGCCACGGGCCCGGGGGGCUCCUGGCGCUGGGUGGACGGGACCCCCUACUCCCCCUCCAACAGCUUCUGGGCCGUGGGGCAGCCGGACGGCACCGACCACGGGCAGUGGGGGGGCGAGGACUGUGCCCAGAUCCACCCGGUGGGCAACGGGCUCUGGAACGACCACAACUGCAACUUCAGCUUCCCCUGGAUCUGCGAGAGGGACCUGCGGGCACCCUGAGCCCGAGGGCGGCUGGGGGGGCAUGGCCGGACACACCCCCCGUGUCUGAGCGGGGUGAGAUGGGGGGCUCAGCACCCCCCACCCCGGGGGGGAACCCCUCCAUCCAGGGGGGGAACCUUCCCAUCCAGGGGGGUGAUCCCCUCCAUCCAGGG